Peronospora matthiolae is the source of this 807-nucleotide messenger RNA. The record is from the annotation of a GenBank genome assembly. NCBI's taxonomy places the organism in Eukaryota, Oomycota, Peronosporomycetes, Peronosporales, Peronosporaceae.
AUGGAGACCGAAUGGCAUACGCUCGGCAAAGUCCAGUACCAGAAAUGGUCCCUCUACGCCAUGGACUGGGCCUCCCAGAACGUCGUGGAUCUCCGCGACUACCUCGUGGCUUGUGCCCCUUAUGGAGGUCCUAUCGCGCUUUUACGGGACGUGAAAAAACAGCUUAAGGUCGCCGGGCCCGACACGUCCUUAUCUCCCCAUGAGCUGCUCCUCUUUACCGCCUGUGGACAGCGACUAGGCGCUGUGAAUUGGGCACCUUUUGACACGGCACGGGAAGCGCUCGUGGACAUGACGUGGACGGACGAAUUGCGGCUCCUCUGCGUGUUCACCAGCGGCACUUGCGUCACUUUUGGCUUGACUGGCGACGAAGAGACGCGGUUCACGCUGCUCCCUCCAGCGUCAGUGGACCGAAUCGCCACCUUUGAAGCCUGGGGCAGCGGCCUCGUGGCGCUCACGGAGAAGAUGGCGCUCGUCCAGGUGCUGGACGUGGACUCGGUGCGUCCCAAAGUGUCACUAUUGCCAGACUGCGGCCUUUCCGAGACGAACCCUCCCACGUGCAUGGCCGUGCUGGCGCCCCAAUUCCUCAAGAGCAUUUAUCCGGAUGUUCUACUAGGUACGACGAACCGCUCGCUCGUGGUGGUGAGCAAAGACGGUGGGCGCUCAGGACAUGAAGUUACAGGAGUCCAUUGCUGCACCCAUUUCGGCUGUAGCCAUUGCACCGAAUGGGUUGUUCAUGGCGUUGUUCUCGCAAGAUGGGAUCUUGACAGUACUGAACACGAUGAUGGACAAGAAGAUCCUUACGUUUGA